AUGUCAUAUACACUUCACAAGGUGAAGCAAUGCCAUGCUACUAUCCGCCGUUACCGGAUCACUACAAGAAGUAGAAAAUGGGUAAUCACAGGUUUGAAGAGUGUGCAGAUGGUUUUGAAGACACAAAAGAUCAAGCUGGCUAGGAAGAGCUUUAACAUAGUUUUGAGCUUUAACCCGGAAAAUGUCGAGCGUGGUGCGACCGGAGAUCCAAAAUCGUCGGCUGCCAGAAUAGUAUAUGGACGUGUUGACGGAGAUGGUGAGGGUGUGAUGCUUGAUUUCGGUGGAUUUGGGGGAAAGAGUCGGUGGUGGGUGUGGAUUUGGGGGAAGGAGUCGGUGGUGGGAGCGUGUUUGGGGGAAGGAGAAAGUGUUGUACAAAAAUUCUUGCCUUGUAGUUUCCAACCGUCUCUUCCUCACGCUCCACUGACUGCCGACAGGGUGAUGGAAGGCAAAAUGAAGACUAAUGCCAUUACUAGCAAAGGAUUAUUGCGGACUGCUGAAUUGUACCAAUAUGUACUAGAAACUAGUGUGUAUCCACGUGAACCAGAGCCUCUCAGAGAGCUAAGGGCUGUUACUUCACGUCAUCCGCGGGCAAUGAUGGCCACAGCUCCUGAUGCAGGUCAACAUAUGAGCUUGCUUUUAAAGCUAGUUAAUGCAAAGAGGACUAUCGAAAUUGGAGUUUUUACGGGAUAUUCUCUGCUUCUAACUGCCCUUACUAUUCCCGAUGAUGGAAAUAUUACAGCCAUAGACCUUGACCGGAGUUCGUAUGAGAUGGGAUUGCCAAUUAUUAAAAAAGCUGGGGUCGAACACAAAAUCAAUUAUAUCGAGUCUGAGGCUCUUCCAGCUCUUGAUAAACUGUUGGAAAAUCCUGCAAAUCAAGGAAGUUUCGACUUUGCUUAUGUUGAUGCUGACAAAAUCAAUUAUGCGAAUUACCAUGAUAGAGUGUUGAAACUUUUGAGGCCUGGUGGGAUAAUUGUCUAUGAUAACACCCUUUGGGGAGGAACAGUAGCAAUGCCCGACGACGCUGUUCCAGAAUCGUAUUCUGCAUCGAGGAAUGUGAUCAUCAAGUUCAACAAAUUGCUGGCAGCUGAUGCUCGGGUGCAAAUUUCUCAAGUUCCUCUUGGUGAUGGGAUUACCAUAUGCUGGCGGCUGUGA
Fraxinus pennsylvanica is the source of this 1152-nucleotide messenger RNA. Lineage: Eukaryota; Viridiplantae; Streptophyta; Magnoliopsida; Lamiales; Oleaceae. The record is from the annotation of a GenBank genome assembly.